Phyllopteryx taeniolatus (common seadragon) is the source of this 3585-nucleotide messenger RNA. RefSeq names its product tetraspanin 7b (gene tspan7). NCBI's taxonomy places the organism in Eukaryota, Metazoa, Chordata, Actinopteri, Syngnathiformes, Syngnathidae. Gene Ontology annotation, cellular component: membrane. The transcript is spliced from 8 exons. The record is from RefSeq and is a predicted model, not a curated record. Bases 789 to 1523 code for a protein of 244 amino acids.
AAAUACAAAUAACAUUUACAUGUAAAACAUGAUAUACAAUCAAACAUUUUAGAAUGGAGCGUCAUUCUAUGCCACACAACCCGUUUUUGUUUUGUUUUUAAAACAGUACAGUACGUACUUUUCGAGUACAGUACAUUAUUAAGUACAUGUUAGUAGUAUAUAACUUUCAAGAACAAUACAUUCGCAUUUAUUGAACUUUUUUUUUUUUUAAUGGAUACUUUUAUAUGCAAUAUGUUUUUAAUUGAAAACCAAAUCAUUCAAGUGGCUUGCAACGAUAUACUUUUUCGGAAUAAAACCUCGUUUUUGAAUGGUGAUGUUUGGAGAGCAAAGUAUCUUUGGAGGUGGUAAAAAGUUUGGUCUCAACUAGCAAGCUUGCUAAUGCGGCUAGUUAACUAACGUCACGCUUUCCUCUUUGUACCCUCGAUAGUGUCGCGUCGAGUUUUUAAAGAGAAUGUUUUGUGUGAGGUCACAAAUAGUAUUCUUGCCUUUCAUGCUUUGUAAAGUAGCCUCGCCUUAGUUGAGUUGAGUUAUAAACUUUACUAAUCGUCAUUUCGAUCGUGUUGGCACUGCGCAUGCUCAGUACAGUUGAAAAGGCUUUGAACGUCCUUUCGUGAAAAUGGCGACCGUACACAAAGUAUCAACGUCCAAACGCUCCGACUUGUUUUUUGGGUGUUCCUCCUCCCGGGUGAAUGGUGGCGCGGCCGCGAGCUCCCCCUGGCGGCCGCCGCGACGAAGCGCGCCAGUGACGACGUGGGUGCUGCAGCAGUUGGUUCGUCAGCGGCGACAUCAUGGAGACCAAACCGGUUAUCACCUGCCUCAAGACCCUCCUCAUCGUCUAUUCCUUCGUCUUUUGGAUCACCGGCGCCAUCCUGCUGGCGGUGGGCGUCUGGGGCAAGUUGAUGCUGGGCCCGUACAUCUCGCUCAUCGCCGACAACUCCACCAACGCCCCCUACGUGCUCAUCGGCACCGGGACCGUCAUCGUGGUUUUCGGCCUGUUCGGAUGUUUCGCCACGUGCAGAGGAAGCCCGUGGAUGUUGAAGCUGUACGCCAUGUUUCUGUCGCUGGUCUUCCUCGCCGAGUUGGUGGCCGGGAUUAGCGGAUUUGUCUUUCGCCACGAGAUAAAGGGAACCUUCCACAGGACGUACACCGACGCCGUCCUCAACUACAACGCUGACGACGAGGCGAGCCGCGCCGUUGACAGCCUGCAGCGCAGACUGCGCUGCUGCGGCGUGCGCAACUACACCAGCUGGUUCGGCAGCGUGUAUUAUCCGUCCAACGGCGUUCCCGCCAGCUGCUGCGUCAACGCGAUGGACUGCAACCCGGACGACCUCCGCAACGCGACCGUGGCCCCCGGCAAAGUUUAUCACCAGGGCUGCUACGAGCUGGUCACUUCAUUCAUGGAGACCAACAUGGCCAUCAUCGCGGGUGUCACGUUUGGCAUCGCCUUCUCGCAGCUGAUCGGCAUGUUGCUGGCCUGCUGUCUGUCCAGGAUCAUCACAGCCAACCAGUACGAGAUGGUCUAGCUGACGUCACGUGGCAGGUGUGUGUUUGUUUGUUUGUGUGUGUGUGUGUGUGUGUGUGUGUGUUUAUUUAAAAAAAAAAAAGAAAGAAAAGAAAAGACAACAUGAUUAGUUUCUCAUUACGGCUCGAUGGAUAAUUGUCUUGUCUUUUCAGUGAGGUGAAGAGAAGAUGAAAAAAAAAAAAAAAAAAAAGACAGACGAGAGUACUUUUGUUUCCUUGAAUGAUCUCAAAACAUCUCAUUUCCGCCUGCAACGCGCGCGCAUCAAGUGCGAGCGACCCGCCGCUGUGCGUGCCACCCGACACGUCGCCUUUGCGCACAUUUCACACUUGGCUUGAUGCUUUUCAUUCGCGGUAGACCGACGCCAUCAUUGAAAAACGGCUCCUGUCUUUAGAUUCUGAAGGAGACACAAUUCCACGCUUAUUAAAUCCGCUACCCGACAGUAGGGGGAGCUGUUGCGCUCCAGUUCUCGUUUUUUUUUUUUUGUUUUUUUUUUUCUUCCCAGUUUAUUUCUGAAAAUGGCAUACAAAGGAAGAUUUGCAGGAACUGUGCGAGUACUAGGAGAACACCGAGAAGAAAAUAAUACAAUUGUGAAGGAAGAAAAUACGUAUUAAGUUACUUAGAAUAAAUUCUUCCAAGAAUCAAAAUGGUAACGUUAUGGAUUAAAGACAACACUCGCAGCUGUAGUCUGUUUUAGUUUUGUAAUAUUACGACUUUACACUUAAAUAAACCUUUUCUUGCAUUGGGACUUUUCUCCUACUUUUAAGACUUUGCUCUUGCAAAUUAUAAAUAAAUAUCAGGACUUUCUCAUAAUAAUUAAUAAUAAUUUUCUUUCUCAUGUUACAACUUUAUUGGUCUAAAAUAAAAAAAUCUUAUGAUUAUAUUUUGUAAAAUGACUACUUUUCUCAUGUUAGAAAUUGUAUUAUGAGAAUAUGGAAAAAUGACUUCUUGAAAUGUUACAUUUUUCUCCAAUUACAACUUUCCCCUCGACUUUAUUAUCUUAAUUUUAUUUUAAUAAUUGAUUUUUUUUAAAGUAAAAACAUUGUCCUCAUAUCCCAACCUUUUUGUAAUAAUAUACUUGAUUCUUGUAAAAUGUUUGUUAAUUUAAAACAAAUCUUUUAAAUAAUCACUUGUCUCAUAAAUGACCUUUUUUGGGGGACUUUUGCGACUUUAUACUUGUCAAUUUUAAUCGCCCAACAUUUGUUUUUUCUCGUACUACAUCUAUAGUCUUUUUAAAAAAAUAAAAUAAAAAUCUCAGGUCACAAAAAUUGACUUUAUUCCCAUAAAAUAAAAAUGUGUGUUGUGUGAAAUGGACUAUUUUAUCCCAACAUUGCAACUUUUUUCCCUUUCUAAACGUUUUUCUCCUAAGUUGCCCAAUUUCUUUGCACCCUUGCGACUUUAUUACGGCCAAUUUCGGUUGUAAUAUUACACUGAAAGCAGAAAACAUUUGAAAAGAUCUUUUAAUGCUCCCCGAGCGACACUGUGUUGUUGUGUGUGUUGUGCAUCAAAACGCCGCCGUUUCCAUCAUCAUCAUCAUCAUCCUCAUCAUAUCUGUAGAUAUGUACUGUAAAUGUAAUUUAUAAUACUAACGAUGAUGUAAUGUUUCAUUGUAAUAUGAUAAUUGGCUGCGUUUAAGCUACUGUUUAGUCGUAUUUGUUUGCACUGACUGGUAACUAGUAGUGGCUGCUGUUGUGAUGUAGACUUCUAGUAGGGUUUGGCAUUACAGCUUCAACAAGUGAUUUUUCUCCUUUGGCCUUCAUUUUAUUUUUAUUUUUUUAACUUCUCCCGAACUAUUUUCCUUCUGUUAUUUAGUGGCUCUUGAGUUCUUCAGUAUUUAACAGUGGAUUUUUUUUUUAACUAGUUGCUGUUGUACGCUGCUUUGAGUACAUGUAUGUUGUUUUAUCUUGCAUAUGUACUAAAAAAAAAAAAAAAAAAAUACUAAUCCUAAAACUGUAAUGCCAUCCAUCUUGCACACAUGGACACGCUCAAAAACACCAUACUGUCUAAUAUUGAGAACGUCACCGUCUGUGGUCUUAAUAUUAUCAAUAAAUUGACAAAAUGAAAUA